Molecule: messenger RNA, 2275 nt
Organism: Dunckerocampus dactyliophorus (ringed pipefish)
Lineage: Eukaryota; Metazoa; Chordata; Actinopteri; Syngnathiformes; Syngnathidae
Gene: aldh4a1
Product: aldehyde dehydrogenase 4 family, member A1
Exons: 15
Coding region: 120-1790 (556 amino acids)
Molecular function (GO): L-glutamate gamma-semialdehyde dehydrogenase (NAD+) activity
Source: RefSeq, a predicted model, not a curated record
ACCGCGGCGGACUACGGUCCAACUGGGAGGUGGUACCAGUCCAUACCGUGCUCUGGCUUUAAGUAGUCGGAGGCGGUACCAUCAGUGGUUUAGUAGCCUUUGUGUGCUGGUCGGGAAACAUGCUGCGUGUGUCAGCAGCGGCGCGUCAGUCGUGGAGGGGGUUGAAAAGCUCUGCAUGUACUGCGCUGUCAGUGAAGAAUGAGCCCAUCCUUGCCUUCAAACGAGGAAGUGUGGAAAGGAAAGAACUGCUGCAGGCACUGGAGCAUGUGAAGACGAGCACCGAAGAGAUCCCCUGCGUGGUUGGAGACGAACACGUGUGGACCAGCGAUGUCAGAUACCAGCUAUGUCCGUUCAAUCACGCUCACAAGGUGGCCAAGUUUUGCUAUGCCGACAAGGAGCUGAUCAACAAAGCCAUCGUGGCGUCGCUGGCGGCGCGGAGAGAGUGGGAUCUGAAACCUGUCCAGGACCGAGCUCAGGUUCUCCUCAAGGCGGCCGAUGUCAUUAGUGGACCCAAACGAGCGGAAGUCCUUGCUAAGACCAUGGUUGGACAGGGCAAAACGGUGAUGCAAGCGGAGAUCGACGCGGCUGCUGAGCUGAUCGACUUCUUCCGAUUCAACGCCAAACACGCCGUGGAACUGGAAACCCAGCAGCCGCUGGAUGCUGAGGGAAGCGUCAACAGCGCCCUCUACCGUGGCCUGGAGGGCUUCAUCGCCGCAGUGGCGCCAUUCAACUUCACCGCGAUUGGCGGGAAUCUGGCGGGAACGCCGGCCGUUAUGGGAAACGUGGUCCUGUGGAAACCCAGCGAUGCCGCCAUGUCUGCCAGCUACGCCGUCUACAACAUCUUGAGGGAGUGCGGCCUUCCUCCCAACAUCGUCCAGUUCCUUCCGGCCGAUGGGCCCGUGUUUGGAGAUGCCGUCACGGUGUCUGAGCAUCUGGCGGGAAUCAACUUCACUGGCAGCGUUCCGACCUUCAAGCGGCUGUGGAAACAAGUGGCACAAAACCUGGACGUCUAUAGAAGCUUCCCUCGACUGGCGGGAGAGUGCGGCGGCAAGAACUUCCACUUUGUCCACAAGUCUGCGGACGUGCGUAGCGUGGUGAACGGGACCGUUCGCUCUGCAUUUGAGUACGGCGGGCAGAAGUGUUCUGCAUGUUCCAGGAUGUACGUCCCGCAGAGCCUCUGGCCGCGUGUCGAACAGCAGCUUGUGGACGUCCUCAAAGAAGUCAGAGUGGGAGACCCCGUAGAAGACUUCAGCACCUUCUUUUCUGCCGUCAUCGACCACAAGUCCUUCAGCCGCAUCAAGACCUGGUUGGACCGGGCCAAGACCUCCCCCAACUUAAAAAUCAUCGCCGGGGGCAACUGUGACGACUCCAAAGGCUACUUUGUGGAGCCCACUGUGAUCCAGACCAAAGACCCUCAGGACGCCAUCAUGGAGGAGGAGAUCUUUGGACCGCUCCUGUCAGUUUACGUCUACCCUGACGACGACUACAAGGACGUCUUACGGCUGAUUGACCACACGUCGCCAUAUGCGCUCACAGGCGCUGUCUUCGCUCUGGACAGGAGCGUCGUCGACGAGGCCUCCAAAGUCCUGAGGAACGCCGCCGGAAACUUUUACAUCAACGACAAGUCCACCGGCUCCAUUGUGGCCCAGCAGCCAUUUGGUGGGGCCAGGGCUUCAGGCACCAACGACAAACCUGGCGGUCCACACUACGUCCUCCGCUGGACGUCGCCGCAGGUCGUCAAGGAAACGCACGUUCCGCUCUCUGAGUGGAAGUAUCCAUACAUGGAAUGAUUGGCGGCUUGGCCCCGCCCCUUCGCCGUCCACUCUGCACUGAACUGUGAAUGUAAACAAGCGGCGUGCACGUCUUCCAAAGCACACGUCUGUGCACGUGGGCUUUUUAAGUGGAAAGUUUAAUCACUUCAGACAACUGUCAAAAUAAAAUAGUUGGAAUUAUAGAACAAUAUUAACAUGUAUCAAUACUGCUGAACUUUAAUUUUAUACAAUGAUUUUGUGAUCUGACACCUUUGUACAGUAGAAAAUAUUAAAUUAAUAUGAAAUGACAAAUAUGACCAGUUGGCUUGUGCGUAGAAGUUCAAACUUUUAUGUGAUGUUUGCCUUGGAAACAUUUACACAGCAGCUCGGGUUACCUGAGUGUGUGUAUAAACAGUAAUCAGAGCGUGGGGGCUGAUGAGAGGCCGACACAGGAAGUGUGUCAAGAAAAACGCACAAACAGUAAUUUGUAUUUGAUGUGCAAGAAGACUGAAAAAGUCACCAGG